Messenger RNA from Pocillopora meandrina, 12910 nucleotides. The record is from the annotation of a GenBank genome assembly. NCBI's taxonomy places the organism in Eukaryota, Metazoa, Cnidaria, Anthozoa, Scleractinia, Pocilloporidae.
AUGGAGAACAGAACAUUAGGACCAACAAAGAGUAUUCCUCCGUGCAGUAAGAAUUUAGAAUUGGUGUUCUGGGUCCUCAAUGGCACAGCAAGUGUGAUUAUACUAAGCGGGAACUUCAUCACUAUCCUUGUGCUUGUUACAAACAGAAGACUUCUACAAAACUACGUGAACAUUUUUUUGGUGAGCUUAGCAGUAGCAGAUUUGAUGAUGGCGGUGUUUGUCAUCUCCGGAUACGCGGUCUUCUGCAAUGGCUGCAAUUGGGUCCUGGCUGGAAUUAAAGACGUCGCCUACGGUAGUACGGUGUUUAAUUUGGCUGCGAUAUCGUUCGACAGGUUCCUCGCCGUUCUAUGGCCUUUACAUUAUUACAACUACAUGACGAAAAGAAGCGUCAGUCUUAUUUUAACUGGGGUGUGGGUUUUCAGUAUCUUUCUGGCCAGCUUACGACACGCGUGGCUUCAUACGAAGCCAGAAAAAGAGGCGCAAAAAGUCGAUAAAAUUUACAACAGUACACUAAUGUUCGCUUUCGCUUUGAUGCCCGUUGUUGUCAUUUCAGGGAUGAAUGUGAAAGUGAUUCAAGAAAUAAGAAGGCAAAAUCGAUUACAGCGAGGCAGGAUCCAUGUCCGACAAACAGAAACAGGAGAAAGAAAUCGCUUGAAGAGGAUGACAGCUGUCACAGGAACAAUUUCCUGUGUUCUAAUUGUGUAUAGGUUUCUAAUCAGCUGGUUGCCACUGGCUUUCGUCAAUUUUAGUUUUGUGUGCGGGAGGCCUGAUUUAGUCAGUGGAAAAUUAGAGAAGACUGCAUGGUUUUUCAUUUUUGUACAAUCAUCUGCCAAUCCUUUCAUUUAUUCAUUUUUGAGAUCCGAUUUUAGACAAGCCAGCCGCUCCUUGAUUUGUUGUCAACUUAAAUUGACUCAAAGGUCCACCGCAAUACGGCCACUUAAGUAACUACAUAAAAAAAGCUAAUGAGCUACUUUCGAAAGAAAGUGGAAAGGGCAUAUCUAAAAUGAACUCGAUAAAUACUUAAGAGAUUUUUUCUUGGGGGGAUGUCUUGCGUAAAGAAAUUAAAUAUUCUAUAGAAUUCAUAAAUAAAGCAUUUUUAGUAUGUCUCUUGAUAAAUCUAUACUUCUUUAUGAAAAAAGAUCAUUGGGGAAAGGAUGUGCACGCAUCACAGAAAACAGCAAAAGCUACACUUGUAGUUAUUUCCACUCAUCAUCAUCAGAGGCACUUCUUUUUAUGGAUAAAUGAUAAUUCAGUAACUGAUUUAUGAUCGGUAAAACCUACGUUCACUUUACAACGGACGAAUUUUAUGUAUGUGAAGGAUGAUAGAAAUAAAAAGAAAAGAAACGUGAAAUAAAAGAUAGAAUAUUAUUGCAGUCUAUAUCGACGGAAUCGCUCGUUUAUUUGUUUAACUAUGGAAAACAGCUGACUCGUCCGAGGCUCUCUCUAAUUUUUCACGCGCGGUCGCAGUUCGCGGAAGAGGACCCGGGCUGUCCCGACGAAAGGAUGAUGGGAAGGAGGAAAGGAGAGAGUUUCCCUUUUCCUAUAAUUUCCUUUCCUUUUUUACAUAAACUGCAGUGUUUUAAAAGGAUGCGCCCAGUCCUGAGAAAAGGUGUAACCGCACACUUGCAAAAUUACGAUAAUUGUUUAGGAGUGUUUGAUAUCGCCAAUCAGUUGUUGACCUGUCACUCGUCUUACGCGCCCCUCUGUCAGGAUGAGUAGCAAAGUGUUUACAAUUAAUUAAGUCACUUUCCUUGUUCGUAAAGGUUUUUAGACAAAAAAAAAGACAUAGUUGCUGGUAGAUAUUGAAUUUCUCUCUUCUUGUUCAACUUAAUAUCGACUUGAACACUCGAAGAGAAAUUGCAUAUCUAUUUGGAUGAAUAUGGUUAUUGGCACACCUUAAUGCAUGACUGACAUUUUAAAUAAGCGGGAGUGGUGUUGUCUCAUCAUUUUACAGCACUUGUUUAAGUGUUUUACCUUCAGAUCAUAACAUCCUAUCGGAAAACGCGAGUGACACAACAUAGCUGUCAUAUGACUGGUCCAUGCGUUAUAAACAUUUAUCAUGUUUAAAAUGGAUUUAAUGCACUGUCAUUCUGAAGAUUAAAAGAAAACAGGAGGACUCUCAGUAAACGCCAACUUGACCCAUGAUUUUGCCCGAUAAUCUUUAGCCUGAAAGGUAAGAUAAUUUUAUUUAAGAACUUAGCGGGUACAGUUUUGUACUAUCUGGCUUUGAAGGUGGAACUUUGUUUUCUUUUGGGGUGGGAUGCAUACUCCCCUAUUGAGGAAAACGUCAGUAAUUCGCAACAAAACUGAACCUAUAUAUUAUCGGAUAAACGUCAAAUGGGCAGUAUGCGGGCUUGUAUGUCUUGUCGGUUGAUAUUGAAGUGGAUUUCUAUAUGGUAUUUUUAUUCAAAUGUUACUCCAAGGAAAAAUGAACAAAGCCUUUUUUAAUGAUAAAGUCGCACGAUUGUUUUUUCUACAUUCACCAAUCUCUUUAAAAUUUUCUAAAGGAAAACCCCACUAAUUCUUUAACUCGUCGUUAACUAUAACAGAAAAAGAAAAAAAAAACUUGAACCAAGUCUUUUAAAAAUCGAGGUUUGUUAAGCUACAACAGGAUGUUUGAAAAAACAAGUCCAUUAGUUGUAUCGAAUAUCAGAAGCUAAUUGAGUUUGAAGAAGGGAAAUAAAAUGAUUUCUCUAUUUAUUUUCCACCAAAGUACGACAGAGGAUGGCAUUACUUUGAGAGCUGACAAACGGAAAGAAUUUCCAAUACUAUGCUUUUCAUCUUUUUUAGCUCAGCUAUAUGCAGUUUUUUCUUUUCGUUGUUUGUUAUUUUGGCUGUACUCCUCCAGGCACUCAUUUGUUAUUGCAAUUUUUACAUGCAAUAUCUCGUAUUCAAGCAUCCGCUUCCCUGAUGUCCAUUAGAUUUAUCAGCGCCCGAAGAAGGGUUUUUACCGGACUCUAUAAAUCUUCUUUGUUUGAAAAUUUCGUACAGAGCAUUAAACAAACUGGACCCUUUUAUUUUGAGCCCCACUCCUACCGUAUUCUACGAAUGGUUACUUAAAGGAGAUGCUAGCUUCAGAUUUUUGAAAGCGGUGAUGCGUUUUGAGACGGUGGUUUUUAUCGAGAAGCUGUAUUUCUGAGAGCAAAUUUUUAAUUACGUAGGUCAUACAAAGACCACAUUUACAUAAACAGAUUACCGAUGUUAUGGGGUUAAUGCACAAAGAGAAAGGGUGACUUUCGUAAACCCUUGUUCCUGUUUUCUGACUUCUCUGGAUAUAACAUCCUUGUUUUUAAUAUAUCAUAGAAGUAUAUUCCUUUUCUUUCAAGCGUUUCUGAGAUUGCUCAUCGAAUUGCAUUUAAUUUUCAGCCGAGUCCGCGUGUGUACUUUUAAAGGUUGUGAUGACGGCGUAUGGUCACUUCAAAGUCACUUAAAAUGUUAAUAUCUUCAUCGUGUUCAGUAUUCAUUGCCAGUCGUUGAGGUUUUUGCCAUUUUUUCGAUGCUCUUUGCUGCUUGUGUUCGAUAUCUUGAUGAUUCCAGAUUUGCUUCGGAGCUGACAAUGAAAACAGCGACAAAAAUGACAAAUUUUACCCCUUUGCAAAUUCAAAUUCAUAUUGAGUGGACAUACUCGUUCGUUUCCUAUGACAACACGCCUGACAAAAUAGAAUUUAAAAGGACAAUGUCAAAGCGUAUUUAUAUAGAUGUUGUAAGAGCGUUGACGUCUAUGUGAUAAAUUUAUGAUCGAACUCCCGAGGAAGUGAUAUGUUAUGGCGGAGUUCAAAAAGCGCACUUAAUCUUUUUAAACCCUGUUUCUAAAGAGAUCUUCGGCUUGAUAAAUCAAAGUUCUUCCCCAUAGAACUUUCGCCACAAAGAGGAAGUGACAUUGGUGUAAAAAAACAGGAAAUCGAGAUGGAACAUGCCACCUGCAGCGAAUCAAUAGAAACACUGUUUUUCAUUUUAUUCGGAGUUCUAGGUGUGAUAAUCCUAACUGGAAAUAUUUUCGCUUGUGUGGUGUUCCUAACCACAGCCAAACUCCGUGGAAGUAACAUGAACAUUCUUCUUGUCAGUCUCGCCACUUGGGAUAUACUCAUGUCCGUUUUCGUAGUUCCAUUUUACGCUGUUUUCUGUGGUCUUGGAUGCGAAAAAGCCCUGAAAAGCUAUUGCUGGCUUAUGCGAGGGGCAAAGGACUGCGUCAAGAUAGGCACUACCCUUAACUUGUAUGCUAUUACGUACGAUCGCUAUGUUGCUGUAUUGCAGCCACUUCGAUAUAAAUCGAAGGUUACUUCGACAAGAAUAAUUGGUAUGCUAACUGUCGUUUGGUUAUUACCACUGUUAUUAGCCGGAAUUCGGAACUCGUGGCAACACAGCUUUGACAAGCGCGAGGUUCGCUUUGCCAACAAAAUCUACGAUAGUGUGAUCGUGUUAGGUCUCGUUGUUUUUCUAGUUGUUUUAAUGUUGAUAACAAACAUCAAGAUUAUCAGAGCCAUACGAAAGCAAGCCAAACGGGAAAGAAGAGACUUGCAAAAUAAAUCACUGACUUCUCAACAACGAAAAGGUACAACUGCGUGUGUUAUAGUAACUCUAGUUUUUAUGGUUUGCUGGGUUCCACGCACUGUUUAUAACUUCAGUUUUAUCGUUGAUCCUCCGGGGCUCGCGAGUCCUCUGUUCUUCAGAAUUUGCUUCCUCUUUCUGUUUAUUCAGUCGUCCCUUAAUCCAUUUAUUUAUUGGUUCUACAGAACAGAAUUUCGAAAAGCCGCGUUUUCUUUGUUAAGAUGGCGCCUUGUAACUAAAAGGGCGGAGUCGAUGACGUCAACACCUCGGACCCAGUCUUUUCUUGCGGAAACUGCAAAAGUUGCAACUGUAGAGCUUAUGCGUUUUAGGAAGAAGUCGGAAGAGCUCAGAAUGGAGCCGGAAAAUUUCCUGACUUAACAUAAAAUUAUACAAUCUUUCCAAAAUCUGGACCAAACUCUGAAAGUCAACGUUGCACCUGUAUAAAACUCGUGCGUUCUUGAGCUCCUGAAAGCAACGUCCAACAAUGCUUCGAGGUCAAGAACUCCGAAAUAUUUUUGUAACAUUCGUUAAAUAGGCUCCUCAUUCAUAUGAAAUAGCUAUUACGUAAGCCAAAGAAAUGUUCUACGCCUACAACUUUUGUGAAAUUUUGCCCAAGCCAUUAAUCAUGGAUUUUGUUCUCUGGACGCGAAAGAUCUUUUGGAGAAUUUUGUGAUACUUACAUACUUAUGUGAUGCUUCGUUUCCUCGAUUUCACUGACCCUGUAACCCCUAGGAGUGACCAGCAUCUAAUUUCUCCUUACAAUAUCACCCGUGAAUCACAAAAUAGGGUCACGAGAAUAAAGGAAAUGAUCACCAACUAAAAAAGCUCUUAGAUGUUUGAAAACUUCACCUUGUCAAUAUCUUAUUAACUGUAAAGGGAACAGUAAGCUAAAUUAUUGAUUUCCGCCUGAUUAUGAAUAAAGACAUCGAAUUUAUAUUGUAGAAAUCUUUUCGGGAUGCUGAGACAAAACAAACUGAUAUUCAGUUUGAUAAGGCCUUCUAAAUUUUAACCACAAAUUUGUAUCUGAUGUGCUUUGAAGCACUGUGUAACGGGCUAGCUUUAUAUUUUACGAAAGGUUUGUCGUAUGGGCUGACCGAUUAACUCAAGCAUUUCACUUUCUGCUCGAGUUUCAUUUGAAACAACCAACUUACAUGAAAUGACUUAAAGAGCCAAUAAUGAAAAUAUAAUAAUAAUCCGCGCAACAUUUCAGCUGGCAAUACCCAACCGUUACUGCUAAGAUCAUUCACAUUAUUCAUUUAUUAAUCCGCAGUUCACAUAUAUGAUUUUCAUAAAUUCAAACUCGGUCAUUUGAUACUCAAAACCACGACACGUUUAGUUUUUCCUGUCGUUGAUAUGAAGUGAAUACUCUUGAUUUCUCAUCAGGUUAAUGCUGUAUUCAACUUGAAAUUUGCAUGUGGUUGGGUGGAUGGAAAUUGUUAUCUGCGGCAAUUUUGAUUGGGUAGCCAUUUUAAUCAGUUGAUGAAAGCUUGUCAAAUAAAUUCAUCCUUGGCACGGAGUGAGGUAAAAAAUUGAAAUGAAAGUACCUCUGCUGUAAUCGUCUUAUAUUUUUUGUUAAUUAUUUUUCCUGUUUUUCUUCUGUAACUUUUAUGUCUUCUUUGCACAUUAGUCAACAAUAAUAACUUAUACAUGACGUCAAUCACAUGAGGUGAAAAUUGGCAUGCGCACUAGUUACACGGUGAUUAUUUGAUUUAUAUCUGAGUUAAAAGCAGGAAGCUCUGCGUUAUCUGUUCUUGUUUGUUUUGUUUUGUUUUUUCCAUUACCAACAUUAGAUGUUUUUUUCUCCUUUUAAUGAUUUUUCCACCUAGGUGGAAAAUCUUUACAUACAAGCUGCGACAGGUGGAAUGUCUUUAACUACCUAAGAUAGUUGGAUACAAAAUAUAUCGAGACUACGAUAUUGAGAGCUUCAAGGACUUGAUUUGGAGACCGUCUAACAUGUUAUCGCUGACAUAAAACGGAAAAAAUGGAUCACUUAUGCAGAGGGACUAAAAACAGGGUAAUCUUUAUUUCCUGCCUUUCUUCAUUAUUUUAACAUUUUUUUAGUCUUAACAAAUGGUUUCCAUUUACGAACAUUACGUUAUGUCCGCUACAUGCUGCGAAAAUUGGCCUACACCCAAAGACUUUAUUUUAUUGGACAUAACUUGCUGCGGGAUUAACGUGAUUGGCACACAUUACUGUCACCGCAUAUCACAUUGCCUGAAUCGUUUAGUUUUUCGUCAUUCUGAAAGUAAUCGUACCUGAAACCUCGAGGACGACGUCACCUUGAAAUAUCAUGAAGUAAUUCCAGCCCUAAGAAUAAGAAAGGACUCUACUCCAUAAGGUAUAAAUAUUCAAUAGUAGGUUACAGUUUGCCUUUCGUCUUUCAUUUAUAUAUAUCAACUUUCGUAUUUAGUUUUCACGCAAUGUAAAUAUUUACAGAAAUAUUUAUGGAGUUUUGAGAGUAAAAAACCACCAAAUUAUGUUCCUCCGAAAGUAACGAUAAUUUUUUUCGGUUGUCACCAAAUUCUUAAGCAACAGACUUAGAUUUGGGCUUUUAAAACAAAGACCCUUUGAAAAAUGUGAUAUUAUGGUGGUAUCACGCUUUUUAAAUCGCAAAAAAACGUGAGAGGGAUAAAAGAUAUUGCAAGAGUUCUUUCAAAGUACGGGCAACCACCGUAGAAACCUGAAACCUUGAAACCCCAAAUUUAAAAAGGAGAAAUCAACUCAUUCAACAAAGACAGCAAAUCUGUUUGUAUUGGUGAAUACUUAAUGCAUGCAUUCAUUUUCGUAAAGAUUUUGCCAACCUCACACAGCUUUAAAUACGAGAGAGGAAAAAAAAAAAGGCAGGAAAAGACAGAGACAAAAAGGAAAAGCUUUUCAUUAAGUAUCAGCCCGACGUACGGAUAGGUAAGGCGUCUUAUUCUAAUGAAUUAAGCGUCUCUUUACAGUAUUUCAGCUUUUCUGUUUUCUUGUUUCUUUUUACUCUAAACGAUCAAAUAGAGACGAAUUGUCAUCAGUUUCAACAGUAUUUGUCAUGAUGUCAAGCAGUGAAUGCAAAUUAGCCUUUACUGAAAAGCCACUGCUCCAAUUUAAUAGAAACUGUAUCCACAAUCGUUUCCAGACUUUGUUUGCGAAUACAAUUCAGUCAAAGCAACACUUUUACGUGACAUUUACUUAUUUGGCUGCUAACCCUUCGCCAAACAUCCAUGAUCGCUGGAACUAAUCCGUUUAUGGGGUUAAAUCCUGUAUGUUUUGAGAUCGGACAUGUUGUACUGAAUCAACAGAAGGGUGAAUUCUAAGAUUUGUAGAGUUCCGCCUGCUUAAAAGCUUAAAAGCGGCUCUUCUGAACUCGGAUCUAUAAAAUGAGUAAAUAAAUGGAUUAGCGGAAGACUGUAGAUAAAGAGAAAGAAAAGCCAGCCUUAGAAACAAAGGACUCGUUAAUCCCGGUGGCUCAAUGACAUAACUAAGAUUGUACACAAUCCUCGGAAGCCAGCAUAAUACGAACAUAAAGACAACUAAGACACAGGCUCUUGUUCCUUUUCUUCGCUUUCUUGUUUCAUAAGUCGCUCUCCAGACUGCCCGUCUCCCUUGUUCGGUUCGUUCUCGUUCGUUUUGCGUUUUAAUGGCCUUCAUAAUUUUCACAUUAGCUACCAUUAGUACAAGAAUAGCGAAGAUGACGAACACAAUCACUAAUAUGGUGUCGUAAAGUUUGUUAGCGUAGCGCAAUUCUUCGUUUAUCUUGGAAUGGUGCCAAGCGCUUCUUAUUCCUGCCACGACGACGGGCGCCGUCCAAACUCCGGCCAAAAUGACGAUGACACGUCGCUUUGUCAUUUUCGCGCCGUAAUGAAGUGGUCGAACCACCGCCAGAUAACGAUCGUACGUGAUAGCACAUAUAUUAAAAGUCGUUGCGAGAAGAACACAAUCCUUUGCUUUCCUAAAAAUCCAACAAUAUUCGGUUAAGGAAUACUCGCAGCCAUGGCUGCAAUGUAUAGCGUAAAAUGGAACAACAAAAAUCGCCAUCAGUACAUCCCAGAGCGAUAAGCUUACAAGGAAGAUAUUCAUGAAGAUGUUUCGCAACCGUUUCGAUACCAGCAGAACGAUGCACGUGAAACUGUUCCCAAUAAAAAUAAUGAUUCCUACUGCAGAGUACAAGACCCAAAAAACCACUUCGACUUUUCUGUUGCAAGAACCAUCUAUGUGUAAGUUCACAUCAUCUGAAUCGUCGCCAAAGUCAGUGAGUUCUGCUAAGUUGCUCGUAUUGAUAGACAUUUUGUACGUUUUAGAUGCUUAUUAUUAGUAACCUUUCCUUCAACAGUUUCAACAAUUUCGAUCUUGAACGAAACUGACCGUAACAGUGGUGGUAAUUCACGAUCUGCGGUUUUCGGUGAACAGCUUGAUUCUAAAAUAUUUGUCCUGGAUAUUUUACUUAUAAUUGUAACCCAACAUAAUAUCUGCAAAAUGUCAGUUGUGAUUGACACUAUUUUGAGGAUUUUCGAAUACUUCCUCGUCAAAGUGUACUUAUACGCCAAAUGCUCGUGUUAAAACGUCGGGUAUAAAGUACAUUGCACACUAGUGGCUUCCUUUCACACAUUUUGGAUGACAAAUCUUAUUUGCACAGCUAAAGGUUUUCAGGAAUAUUUACCAAGUUUGGGGAAAUUUCGGUACGUGUUUCCAUCAAAGACGUCACUCUCGUCAUAGCUAAAUUUACUGCAGAGUUCAUAUUUCUCUUCGUGAAUGAAAUCACUUUUAGAAAUCGAUGUUUGCUUGAAGCACCCAUGAAGAGUUUUCGGAAACAGAGCAGUGUUCGAAUUCAUCUUCCAAUAGAUAUGGUUAUCAACAAAAUGUAUAGUGCAUUGUGUUUUUCUUAAUACCGCGUCCAUGUUGACACUGCGCUUCAUCGGUAUUAAAUGUCAUUUCAAAUUUUCAAAGAUUCGAGCUAGGGAGGGUUGUAAUUAUUCUGCCAAGAAAUGAAAAUUGACUCGAUUUGUCGGAAGUUAAAAUCAAGAGUUACUGUAGCUUAAAGAUAUCGGAAACAAAAUUGGUUCCAGUAUGGAGUGGAGGAAAACCAAGGCAAGCAGCCACGCUUGAUUCGAGUUGACAUCUCAAGAAACCGUGAGUUCGUAAAGGCGGGAAUGAGGAGAAACUUUUUAGCUUCACUUAGAUCGUGUUUGUUCCCUAUGGGCGAGGCAUAAUUUGCCUCCCAGGGUAAGAUUUUGACCACGUAAGCUGUUGACCAAUCGAAAAGAAAAUGCCAUUGAAACAAUUUAAAAUGCUAUUUAGAGCAAACCAAAUAGAUAAUCAGAUUAAAUUCAUUUUCGCAUGUUAAUUUCUGACGCAAACAGUCACAUGAUCCCCCCACGUGACCCAACCUUAACACCAUUCUUCCUAAAUGAUAGCUUUGAUUUAAAAUGGGGAAAACGAUUCCAUAUAUAGAUCGCUUACAAAUUUGUCAUUUUCUUAAGAAUUUUGAAUGAUUGCUGUUUUGUUUGAGUUGUUUAUGUAAAAUUUUAUGAAAAUUAAACAACCCCCAAAGCGAGUUGCGCCGUUCCGCUUUUGAUCAUCGGUGGUGGAAGACUCAAAAUGAUCCAUUUUUUUUCUCUAAUUUUUAUCUGGUGCAUGUUAGCAACUCAGCAUCUCGAGAAGGAAGUGAAAAAUCGAAAUAUUAACGUCCCAUUUAAAAUAGCAUCUAUCCCACACGAGUAAAUAAAGAUCAUUAUUUCACCUCCGUCGACUGAGAUCAAAUCGUUGACGUCAUAAGGGGGCUAUUAUCGUCAUUAGGUAUUUUCCAUUUGUAUUUUCCUAUCAACAAUCCACUGAUAUGUUUACGAACACUUGAGGCAAAUUGGAAUUUUCCCAUUAUCAACACGAUACCCUCUCAAAUCCUACGAACAAUUUCGUUAGCAUCUCAAUGAGCAAAAAUCGUCACUUUUUUUGUUUUUUCUGUCUUUUCCAUGAACGCCUAAACACCCACAUAGAUUUAAAGGUAAACAUCUCUGUAUGUUAAUGCUUAAAACAUCCAGAUAUCACGACCAUAUCAGGUAAAUUCUAAAAUUAGAUUUUUUCUUCCUGUGAGUAAAUCUUCAUCUGACUCGACUCAUGGCCACGAAAGUAAACCCUUCCAUUCAACUUUCCUCAGAAGACGAUCAAAUUACUACCCCAGUUUCGUGUUGCAUCCAGUGGUCAUGAUACGGAGGAAAGCAACUGAGUAAACUUUGUGGAGACUUGGGUAAAGAUCCCUUGUCAAAUCUUCGACAGUUUGUUUAAUUUUUCUCAAAUGAUAAAAUUUCGGCACUCAUUGAUGAAGAUAGGAAUCACGUCACCGACCUUUUAGUAUUUUGAUCACAGUGCCUAAAGUCACAAAACACAAACUUUAUUAAACAAUUCCUUCUCAGGUUUUGUUUUGCAUGAUAGAUUUCGUGCGUUCUGUAAGUUCCAAGCGUAAGCUUGGAGCUCUUGUGACAGAAAAACUUGCACUUCAAUUAUUUGACGUCAAAAAAUCAUGAUAAGCAUUUUAUUUUAUUUAUUUUACACAGAAAAAUGGAAAAUUGUAUAUUAUUUUUGUGUCACCCUUUGAGGUCAUUUUGUCGCAAAAACAACAACGCUUUCUGACGCGUUUUACGAAAAAUUUGAUUAGAUUUAAUUCUUUUAUUAAAUGACGCGUCACGAAUCAAACGGGUAAAUUUUCCUUCGUCGAAAAUUUAAGUGUGCAAUAUAAAUUUCUGUUAUUGAAUUAAGUUCAGUAAAAGAAAUUGAAAGAAGAAAAGCAAGGAAGAAGAUUGAUCUAGACUUUAGCCGAAACAAAAUCUCGAAUGAAUACUAUUCCUUGGUUUUUGAAUGAAACUGUGGAAAUCAAUUGCGCCCCGGUGGAAACUAACAACAAUCUGAAUGCCAAUUUUUAUGUAAAAUUUUUCGCAAGGAGCCUUAUAGGUUGACAUAUUUAUUGAACAUGGGCUGAAAACACAAACAACUUCCUGAGGCACGCAAGCAAUAACCCAGCAGUCUUCUGGAAACAAGAUUAAAUUUCACUCAGAACAAAAGCACUAGUUUUUGGGCGUUUUAUAAUCCACUCAUUACAGAAGAAACACUAGGCUCUUUGAUUGCGGAACAAAGUGCACGAGACAAAAGUAAAGAUUUCAAUGUCUACGGGAAAUGCUGUUAUCUAUUUACGAAUCUCGAAAUAGGUAAGUCAUCUACAUAUGAAUGUAUUUUGACAGGUUGUUGGCUAUUAAGGAAAUAAUGUGAUGAAUUCGCUAACGUCAAAGAAGAGCACACCUGGUGAUCAUACAGGAAAAAAAUAAAAGAAGACCACAUCGCCUUUAGCACCAUUGUUACAAAGAAAACCUAUCGAUAUCACGGAAUCCUUACUGCGAGUAAUUCACUUGCGGGAGAAGAUCUCGGCAUGGAGGGAAUUUCAACGAAUAUCUCCUCCUUGCCUGGCAAUCCCAAUCACACUACGACAGAAACCUGUGAUGAAACUUUACAGAAGAUUUUUUGGGUCGUAAAUGGCGUCUUGGCUUUGAUCAUUUUUGCGGGAAACACUCUAACUUGUGUGAUCUUUCUGUCCACCGCGAUUUUUCGACAACAGAUCAUGAACAUCUUCCUUGUCAGCUUAGCAGUUAGUGAUAUUCUCAUGGCCAUUAUGGUCGUUCCAGGUUACACCGCAUUCUGCGCUGGCUGUAAGUACCUCUCCACGGACACUUGCUGGAUUCUAGCGCAGACCAAAGACAUCGUGUUCAGUUCGUCCUUUUUCAGCCUAUUAGCCAUCACGUACGAUAGAUAUUUAGCGGUGUUACGCCCUUUGCAGUACAGCAGCAAAAUGACUAGAACCAAAGUCACUUGUAUGGUGAUAGCCAUUUGGGUUAUUCCUGCUCUCGUUGCCACCGCAAGAAAUAUAUGGUGGCAGACGCAAGAGGAAGAAAAAGCUAAGGUUAUCAAUCAGGUUUAUAACGUAAUACUAGUUUUUCUCCUCGUUGUGUUACCAGCUAUUAUAAUGACCGUUGUCAACUCGAUGAUUAUUCGCGCCAUUCGGACGCAGCGAAGGAAAACGAUUCCCAUGAGAGACUCAUUAAGCUCUUCGACCGUUCAGGAAUUUUCAUGUGAGGAAACACGCGCUGCAAGCGUUAGAAAACGAAAAGGAACCAGUGCAUGUGCUGCAGUUGUUUUAGUGUUUGUGUUGUCAUGGGUUCCCCGCUCAAUCUACAACUUCGCUUUUGUGGUUGGUCGUGCUGAUCUGGUUACUCCCCUUCUGGUAAAACUGUCCAUGUUUUUUCUUCUUUUGCAGUCAUGCGUGAAUCCUUUCAUUUACUCAUUUUACAGGACGGAUUUUCGGCAGGCCGCUAAACGACUGUUUAAAUUUUGCCAUUAA